Exophiala xenobiotica is the source of this 1968-nucleotide messenger RNA. RefSeq lists its product as uncharacterized. NCBI's taxonomy places the organism in Eukaryota, Fungi, Ascomycota, Eurotiomycetes, Chaetothyriales, Herpotrichiellaceae. Gene Ontology annotation, cellular component: nucleus. The transcript has a single exon. Gene Ontology annotation, biological process: positive regulation of transcription from RNA polymerase II promoter by galactose. Bases 1 to 1968 code for a protein of 655 amino acids. The record is from RefSeq and is a predicted model, not a curated record. Gene Ontology annotation, molecular function: zinc ion binding; RNA polymerase II cis-regulatory region sequence-specific DNA binding; DNA-binding transcription factor activity, RNA polymerase II-specific.
AUGCCAAGUGACGUCUCGGAUGACGAAGAAGAGGAUUUGACGGCCAUUGGCCUACCUUUUGUACAAAGCGAUAUCCCAGACGAAGAUAUCAAGGAUGAGACCGCCAACGUAUGGCCGGAGAACAAACGGGCUCAAACAAUACCUCCUAAACGCAGACCCUCGACCUCUAUGCCUCCACAACUCCCGCUGCAUUAUGCAUGCCAGUUCUGUCGAGCGCGCAACAGAAGAUGCGACGGCUAUGUGCCUUGUGCUGGAUGUGUCGAGUCUGGUAUUGGCCACAAAUGCGUCUAUCGAGGUGGUCGCGGAGGUGGCGCUAUCUCUGCAAACGCGCUGGGGAUCAAGCCUGCAGUACGGGUUAAGGUGUCAAAUGCUGGUUCGCGAUACCAGGCUUCACACGCUCGAGGACUACCAUCGGCAAUUCCUGUGGCCUCGGUGUCUCAACGCCCUCCACCAUCAGGUUCCCGUUCAGUCACGUCAAGGAGUCGACAGCAUCUGUCUGCUAAGUCACGUUCGUUGGCUUCUUCAACCCUUGCGCGAGCUCCUCAAAGCUCUCCACGUCCGCCGCGUUCAGGUCGAUUUGGCGUUGCCAAGCGGCCAACCAGACCAAAGGUGCAAAUGGUCAAUGCCGAUCCAGAAGACAUUCGGUUGGUCAUCUGUGAGCCCUGUCGGAGAGGUCAUUCGAGGUGCGACGGUAUGCUUCCAUGCCAAAGGUGCUCGGAGAGUCCCAGGUACAAAGGUGCGCAAUGCGUUUACCGUACGGGGCAAUAUGUAUCCGUGGGUUCGACGAAGUCCGAGGCAGCUGCUUCUAGUGUUUCACUACAAUCUGCGCCUGCUCUGGUAAAUGGACUGGUGCCCGACUUGACCUCCAGGCCAGGUUCACACAAACAGCACGAAGCAGCUACUAGUCCAGAUGAAUGGUCCGACACAGACAGUGACUCCGAGAUCGAUGGCGAUAUUGCUCAUGAAGAGGAGCUAGACGACGAGGAAGAGCCAACCAUCGAGGUUGCCCCAACGGGCGUCCCGGUUCCCUCUCCUGCCAGACGUAAUGGUAUUCCGCCGCCUAGACAGUACGCCGGCGGCACUCCACGACUAAGGGACACAGAUCUUCCCGGUACAACACACAAGUAUUGCGAUGAGCCCCGGAGACGGAAGAGAGCCGCCUCCGAAGAUUCUGACAUCGGCCAUUCUUUAUCCAGACAGAAACGUGUGAAGCUGGGACCGCCCGAGACAACUCAGACACCAUCCAGUGGCGCGGGAAAACGGGCGCUAGGACGAGACGUCGAGGACCGACCAAUUACUAGAUCGAUCACCGCUACCUCGACGGCUCGGCGGCGCUCAUCUGAUGACGAAGGAGACGGCCACGACCCAGCCGUUGCAGAAGAAACCAUGAUCCGGCCUGAGCAUGUCCCCUCGACCAUCCGCCAGGUCUUCGCAAACCUUGAGCACGAUAUCGUGCUGGACAUCAUGCCCGACCUACCCAGUUGCGGACGACACAUACUCCAGGGUCUCGGCACCAAAACCAAGAUGCCGUGGGCAUACUCGACGCACCCUGCCGCGGUGAAAAAGCGGGAAUUGUCCGAAAACAGAAGUGAUCUCGCGAUGCUUCUCGAUCUACGCGAGCGUGCAGACCAGAAUGCCUUACAUCGGCUCGUCAGGAAUCUCCAGCAGGACCCGGAUGUGCAUUGGGACCUGAUGACGGUUCAGGAGCAGGAGCAGCUCAAGAAGAAGAGGUUUGCGGAAGUGAUGGCGCAGCGAGAGCAGGAGGGACGGAGCGCGAAUCAGUUCAUGCAGCGGGUCAUAGAUUUGGUGAUCAGCUGUGUUGGUGAAAAGGCCAUGUUUGGUUUCCUUUUGCAGAGUCGCAGGGCCAAACAGAGGGUUCUGGGUCUUCUGGAGGAGUUUUGCAGGUUGGAUGAAGACGGGAAGUUGAGACUCGUUGCUGGUGGAAAUGGGGACGCCGCUGGAGGGUAA